GAUAAACUUAUUAAAUAGUUUUCCGUAUGAAAGCUAUCUUAAUCGGAGGUAUAAUUUAGUACAGUGAAUGAAAAGAGUCGCACAAAAUGGCAGAGACACAAGCCAACAAGCUCACAAAUGAGCCUGACGUGUCCUUCACCUCAAGUGACAUUUUCAUGGCCGCUGCCAAAGGCCACCUGAAGAAACUGAAGUCGAUCUACAAACAGGACCCAACCAUCAUUUACCAUCGCGACGAAAACGGAUUUGUACCUCUUCAUAUCGCUGCUUUGCACAGCAAGUUAGAGGUUCUGAAGUUUAUGAUUGACAAGGAGGUGGAGUCAAAAAAGAACAAAGAACCAGCUGAAGCCAAUGCAGCUCCUAAACCAGCUUUGGUAACUGUAAGAAGCCAGCAUGGAUGGACACCAUUACUGUUGGCAAUUAGUGCUCCGAAACAGACAAAAGCAGAUGCUCUUAAUGCCCAUAAGUGUGUUGAGUUUCUACUGGAGAAUGGCGCUGAUUCAAACACUGCAAAUGAUGAUGGAUCUUCUGCGUGUCACAUUGCGACCUUGGAAAACAUGCCUGAUGUGUUGCGAUUAUUGAUGAAAUAUCAUGCAGAUGUCUCAACAGCCGACAAAAAGGGGAAAAAGCCGAUUGACUUAGCCAGAAAGAAAGGACACAAAGAGUGCGCCAGAGCUCUGCUAGCGGGUGAAUGGGGAACAAGUGACGAGUAUUUCCAUAGUGAAGUGACAAAACUUAUGCACCUGAAGCGGUACAGAGACGAACUUAGACGAGAACUCGACAUCAUCACUUUGUUCGAAUCAGACAUCGAACGAACUCUCAGUUUCAAAGAGUGGCUCCAAAGCAAGGGUUACAAGAACGACGACGAUAGCAAAGAUGGGCCACCUAAGCUGCUUAGCGACAAAGUUGAUCCUGGAAAUGUAGUUGUGAAAAAACAAGACGUCGAAAAAACUCAGCAAACUGUAUUUGGAAGGGCAAAUCGAAACAAAAGCUCGGGCAAGUCUUCGAAGUCAAGUGAAAUAUUGAACCCAACUCCUUUUUCAGCACCUCCGAAACAUUCGAGUUCGAUGUGUAAUGUUUGUAGUGGUCCCAUUUCAGAGGUAAAAAGGGAAAAGGAAAUGAAAAACAGAGAAGAAAAUGCUCAAGUGGAGUUGCCUAACUUGAGGUCGUCGUUGAUAGAAUCUGUGUUGUUUGGAAGUAGCGUGAAAGAGUCCAGACCUCCAGCAACUAGAUUCUUCAAAGGGACGUCCAUGUUGGACCACAAGAAGCGACGAUCUUGGAACAGCAGUGUUAGUAGUAAUAAUAGACUUGAGAUGUCUCAAAGUGCGAAUCCUUUCCACUCGUCAGUGGGAUCAAUUCUAAGAGAAGACCCGCCUCCAAUGAGUUAUUUUGAUAAACCUCUGUCGAAGAAAAGUGACGUUUCUGUUCUUAAGGAAUCGGAUACUCUUCUGAACAAUGCUGCCAAGGUGCCUAUCAUGUGGAAAGGCAAACCAGCCACGGUUAAGGACUACCUCCUCGAAAAAUCUUUCAUCUGCUAGAGUAAUCAUCUAUUCAGUGCUGCCUUCUUCCACAUUUAUCAUUGCUCUGUGCCUUCAAAUUUUGCUAAUUAACAAUUCUUUAUUUUUGUAAAUACUAUCAAAAGGUACAUUUAAGUUGCGAGUAAAUAUCUGUUUAUAUGCCGAUUUGUAGAUAUGUAAAAAGAAUAUUGAUUUCUAUCAAUUUUUUUUGAUGGGCACAAAAAG
Messenger RNA from Symsagittifera roscoffensis, 1739 nucleotides. RefSeq lists its product as uncharacterized. The transcript has 5 exons. Bases 87 to 1535 code for a protein of 482 amino acids. Gene Ontology annotation, molecular function: protein binding. The record is from RefSeq and is a predicted model, not a curated record. Gene Ontology annotation, biological process: positive regulation of microtubule polymerization; regulation of mitotic spindle organization; mitotic metaphase chromosome alignment. NCBI's taxonomy places the organism in Eukaryota, Metazoa, Xenacoelomorpha, Acoela, Convolutidae. Gene Ontology annotation, cellular component: spindle pole.